Molecule: messenger RNA, 3422 nt
Organism: Salvelinus fontinalis (brook trout)
Lineage: Eukaryota; Metazoa; Chordata; Actinopteri; Salmoniformes; Salmonidae
Exons: 6
Coding region: 249-2660 (803 amino acids)
Biological process (GO): regulation of transcription by RNA polymerase II
Cellular component (GO): PcG protein complex; nucleus; transcription regulator complex
Molecular function (GO): RNA polymerase II cis-regulatory region sequence-specific DNA binding; DNA-binding transcription factor activity, RNA polymerase II-specific
Source: RefSeq, a predicted model, not a curated record
CCGUGACCCGGAAGUACUUUUUAUGUGUCGGGACAAGGCGCUGGUGUAAACAGUGACCAAUAACGAUUUCACCGUUAGAGUUUUACUAUAGACGUUUAUUUAUUAACACUCUGGAACUCAAAAUAUGAAUAAUUUAGCAGUAUAACAUAAUAUACAUACCCCGUGUAGUGAGUAAUUCGCGUUUGAAACGGGACUUGCUUGAUAGAUGUUAUCUAGGUAACGCUAGCUACCUAGCUGCGUAGCUAACAAUGGCUAACUGUAUGGUUUUUCACACUCAAAUAGCCUCUAUCAUGGAGGUGCUGGCGAAUGCAGCCGUGGCAGAGAUAUGUAAAGUAGUAGACGACGACUAUGCAGUGUUCCGUUUGGAAAUAACUCAAAGCCAGAAAGAAAACAGGGCAUUGCGGAGGAAACUACAGCUACUGGAACUGAAGGUGUCACGCGAGCGCGUCCUUGCCAGUCGUCCCAGAAGUAUCAAGAUCCUCGACCGAUACAGAGGAAUGGCAAGAGGUGAAGGACAUCUCACUGGAGGCCACAGGAACUUUGUGAAGCCAGCAGGACACAAUACAUGGAGAGAUGACCAACCAAUCACUGUUGAUGAGGGGAAUGGAACCUCAACCCAGCACGUUAUCAUGAUAGAGUCUGCAGAUGUAGAGGCUGCAGAUCCUGGAGGAUCAUCUCUGGUCAAGCAGGAGAGGACUGAAGGAGAGGAGGACCGACAGCACAGCAGAGACAUCCAGACUGUGGCAGCCGCUGUAGUGGCGCACCCUGUAGCCACGGAGGACCUUGCCACCGCCCCCCAGCCCAGGACCCAAUGCAGCAUCACGGAGGUCAGUGGAACGCCGAACGCCGUCCUCAAGUCAGAGACAGACACCGAGACUUUAACUGUAACACAAAGGCAUUUACACACAGGAUCUGACCACAGAUCAGACCCAGAGAGACUGGGGCCACUGGGAUGUCCUCCUGCUUCCGGCUCAGAGUAUAUACUUUACGGUAACCGAAGCCUGAGGACGGUUCAUUCCCAUCGGGACUCAGGUGACGCGUUACAGACUGGCAAUGAUCCGUCUUGUCAUUACACUACAGAGAUGGACCCUGGCAACAUAUCCUUGGGUUUAGAGACACAGACUGAUCAGUCUAGAGGGGACUGGAACCGGUACAGUAGUAGUGUAUACUCUGAAGGGUGCCUAGAUAAGAAAGGGGAGGGUUUGGUCAUAGAUGAAGUGACUUUAAAAGUGGAAGGUGACGUUCCUCCCACAUGGAAUGCAGAUAGUCACCUAGGAGAUGGACACUCACAGGGCAGAGGUUUCUUAGAUUACAGGGAAAGCUUAGAGACAAAUCCAAAUGUCGUGACCCACUCCCCUUUACACUCGCUCAGGGAUCCCGACCCAGUGUCCACAUCGAUGGGGCCUUCCAAUUCACACGGCCGCGUCCUUUUUGAUCAGGAGGAUGAGGGUCCAGAGGUGCUGCUGGUGAAGGAGGAGGGUCUGGGGAACUCUGAGAGGACCAUGGCCAUGGAGGACAACCAGACUACACCUCCUCCUGAACCCACAGAGGAACCAGUUGAACAGCACAGGACCAAACACAGUCUCACUGAGUCAAUAGACAUGGAGGAUGGGAAGAUUGAUCUGCUGCUGGUCAAAGAGGAGACAAUAGAAGACGGACCAGAGAGCAUUGAUCUGCUGAGUGGACUAAAGAUGGGGGAGCAAGGUGGUUUGCUGGAGGCUAACAGAGGAGACUGGGUGGCCAUCUUGGAUUCCCAGACUGGUGCAGCCAAGGACCCAGGAGACAACAUCACUGACCAGGCCAGGACCAGAGGUGACUUAGUGGAGGUCAGUGGAUGGGACAGCGUCCUCAACUCUGGAGUGAGGAACAACACCUUUAACCACAACCAGAAACAGACAGUCGAACACAAAACAACCAAACUUAGUUGCCAUGACAACAGACUGGCUGAGACCAGGGCAAGGCGUAGAUUUGGUCUGCAGGGACGGGGAGGUGUCCGUAUACGGCAGGAGAGAACAGACACAGACUCGGCUAGCGAUGCUCCGUCCUGCUCCUAUAGUUGUGAUUCAGAGAGACUGAUGGGGCCUCAGGUUAACCACCUAACAGGUUCUGCCUUCAGCCUGCCUUCUAUGGGAUCUAUCAACUGGAACAUGGACCCUGUGACAACACAGACACUCCCUGGCCUUCAUCCUCCUCACACUCUCCUGUUAAACCAGACCUCAGACAAUAUCAGUGCCUCAACACUUAAUGGCUACACAAGUCCAUUGACAAAUGACAGUAGUAGUAGUAACGCUAUCAGCAGAUCCAGUGGCAAAGAGAAGCGCUUCCCGUGUUCAUUCUGUGGGAAAGCCUUCAGUUUCCCCAAACAGAUGGAGAUCCACCAGAGGAUGCACACGGGUGAGAAACCAUUCGGCUGUCAUCUUUGCCGGGCCAGUUUCUCCCAAUUGUCCAACCUGAAGAGGCACCAGAGGGUCCACACAGGGGAGAAGCCUUACAGCUGCCCCCAGUGUGAGAAGAGAUUCUCCCACCAGCACCAUCUGAAGAUACACCUGAAGGUCCACACGGGGGAAAGACCUGUACGCACUGGGGAAAGAGUUUCUCGGAGAGGAGCUACCUCAGGAUACACCAGCAGAAAAUGCACACGGACAACGUAUAGUGUAUAGUGAGUGAUACAGAAUGUCACUUUAAAAAAAAGCCAAAAACAAAUAAAGUAUGUCUUUUCCUUCAGGGUCCCGUCUAAUGCCUGGUGACUGGGUUCAUACAAGGCCUGGGCCUGAAUCUGGGUCUAGCCUUCCUCAGUUACCCCACCAAUACAGACAGGGUCUGUACCUAGCCUAUAACACAGCAAGCACACAAUGCCAACAACACCCAAACAAAUACUAGAGGUCAAGGAGGGCGCUGAAAGACUAACCACCUGAGGGUGGCUCCUGCUUCUACAUCCUCCGAUGUCAUUGGGUCACAACAUAGGAGGCCGAGCAUUAGGACGGACACCGACAAGCUGUAUGCCUGCCCCACGUGUGUGAAGCGCUUCACUGAGGUGAACUAUGCGAAGAAGCACCAGACCGUUCACACUAAGGAGAGGCCCUUCAAGUGCAAACUAUGUUACAAGAGCUUCUCAUUCCUGAGUAACAUUAUCAGACAUAGGAGUGUCCACAAUGGGGAGAAAUCGUAGCAGUGUGUCUUAAGAUGUACACAGGGGACAUCUGGGAACCAUUCUUUAGCUGACAUAUUAUAAUUAUCAUGUGAAGUGUCUUGGGGUAAGAGGGUAAUUAACCACAUAAUUCAUAAAACCUUUGUUAACUUGUCAUUUAAAAUAGGCUUGUGUAUCUAUUUUUAGAGAGACUAGGCUAGAAUAAAGGACAGUUUAAUAUUGACCUUACUGAGGUGAUGUAGAUGGAAUAAAGUAAUUAUUAUUUUCUACUCUA